CUCGAAAAUCAUUCCUUUGCGCUUUGUUCAUGGCCCUUGCAGCAGCAAAGGCUCAUGGUGAGGCCACCAGCAUCGCUCUCCUUGGAUUUCAAGGUACGUCACAAGGCUAUUCUCAGCCUGAGCUGCACAAACCACUGGGUCCGCUGCCUUCUUCCCUCUGGCCAGAAGCAUAUCGUCCUAUCAGGAGGAUUCGCUUUACAACAGUGGAAGAGGUGUUGGACGUCAUGAAGCCGCAAUCCGAAGUUGGGAUGCCCCUGAUCAUAGAGGGAUCUGAUCUUAUAGAGGUUGAAAAGUGGCAAUCCCUGUCUUAUGCCAGUAGCCUCUUUGAAGACAAAAAGGUGCUGGUAAAGAAGUCCUCGAAUUCGAAAUUCAGAUAUUUUGACAUCAAAAAGAACUCCGGAAACUUUGACUUUCAGAAACCUGUCGCGGAGGUGCAGGAGACCUUCAGUGAGUUCACCCGGCAAGCACAAGAGAUUGAUGCCAAAGGCUCAAGUGCUCGCAUGUACAUGCAAGAGACUCUAUCCGGCCAUAGCCAGAUGGCAGAGGAGUUUGCAUCUUGGAAAUGGGAAUUGCCCAUUCGCAUCAGUGCGGCCUGCGGGUGGGGCUUGCCAGACUCAAAUGAACUUUUUAUUGGCAUGAAAGGAGCGGAGACACCGCUUCACUUUGAUGAGAGGGAGAACCUUUUUUUUCAGGUCAGAGGGCUGAAGGAGAUUGUUGUCUAUCCCUUCGUGGACUAUGUGCGGCUUUACCCCUUUCCGACCACUCACCCGUGCGACCGCCAGUCUAUGGUGGGUAGCCCUGUGGAGGUUGACUUGACGGCCUUUCCCAAAUUCAAGGAUGCAGUUGGGCAUUAUGCCACAUUGAAGGCUGGUGACCUCCUCUACCUGCCCUACGGAUGGUGGCACUGGCUUCGUAACCUCGACAGCUUUGCAAUUUCCGUCUCAUUUUGGAGUACGACUCCCUCAACAGAUUUGUCCAGUGGUAUUCCGGAUCAGUUUACCGAUCACAUGCUGACAAGAGUCAGGCGAAACCUGGAGAGCCUCAUUGCGCAAAAGUUUGGACAAGAGAAGUUGAAUGAAACCAUGCUCAAGCUGAGGCAAGCUGUCAACAGUCAGGAUGAAACCAAUGACAUCCUGAGCUACGCCCGUGGACUUCUCGGGGCGGUCAAGGUGCCAAUGGAAAAACAGGAUGAAUUCCUUUUGGAAAUAGUCGACGGCAGAUUCGGCGUUGAUUGGAGCCGGCAUGUGUAGGCGGCCGCACGAAACUGCCACUCUUAGGAGAAUUAGCGCGCAUACAUUAUGUGCAGCUUGAGAAGAGGAUGUCUCAAAGACAUGCUUUGAUCUCCAGAAUUCUCUAGAAUUUUUUUCACGUAGGGUCGUCAAUUGGCUCUUGAGCUGAC
Molecule: messenger RNA, 1399 nt
Organism: Cladocopium goreaui
Lineage: Eukaryota; Dinophyceae; Suessiales; Symbiodiniaceae
Source: the annotation of a GenBank genome assembly